AGUUCAUCCUGUCCGAACAGCAGCGACAAGUCGACACAUCGACACAUUGCAAAAAAUUUCAAAGUGUUUCAAAGGAAGCAAUAUGAAUUUCGUCAAUCGCGAGAGUGAGUCAACUGAAAUUGUGUUCGUAUAUACUUGCAGUUUAUGCGAAACAAUUUGUCGCCCGAAUGAGAUACGCAAUCAUCCCUGCUUGAAAGGAUACACGAAAUUCUUCAUAGACAAAAAUUUUUAUUUCUAUCCGCAUCGUGAUGAUGGAUUGAUCAUUACAAAACGUCUUGUUGGAGAACAAGAGGUCUUCGUCAAAGAAGCAGAUCAAGAUGAAGCAGAUCAAGAAGAAGCAGAUCAAGAUGAAGCAGAUCAAGAAGAAGCAGAUCAAGAAGAAGUCGAGUUAAUACAUAUAAAAAACAUCAAAGGUGACAGUUUGAACAGCAGUGAUCGUCCGACGAAUCUGCUAGCGAGGAAAGUGCACAAUGAGGAAUUUCUCAUAGAGGAAGUACGGAAACGACCACCUCUUUGGAAUUUUAAAUUGCACAUUUCCGAAAGGGGCGCUCGUACUAAGCAGAUACUGUGGGAAGAGAUUGCUGAGAGCAUGAAAGGAGAGAUGACUGCAGCAGAGAUAAAAAAAAAAUGGAAGUCAUUAACCGAUAUGUUCAGGAGACAUCGCAAAGCUCACAAACAGUCAAGUGGUUCUGCGGCUGCCAAGAAAGUUAAAUGGCUCCACUUCAAAAGGCUUAGUUUUCUGCAGAACAUGGAACUUGAUAACGAGACAACAUCGAACAUUGUCGAUUUGUCUAAUAGUCAGGACGUUUCGCUAAACAGCGCAGAAACAUAUGACGAUGACCGCAGUGACAGUACGUCGAGAAAUAGUGAACGUAGAUCACAAAAUGACUUGAGACGUGAGAAGUUGGUCGAGCCUGGAGCCAUUAUGGACAGAAUGGUCGACCUGAUGAACGAUCCUGUAACGGUUAAUGUAACCGGAGGCCUGCCCAAUGAUGAAUUCACUGGGUUCGGAAUGGUUGUCGCCUCUAAGUUGCGAGUUCUCAGUGCGGAUGCAAGUGAGGCGGCAAUGCUCGCAAUAUUACAGCUUUUACGUGAGACGAGAGUGAACGACCAGAAUAAAUAAAUUUUUCCUUAUAUGCAUAUUUUAAUAAACAAUUUUAUAUUUU
Molecule: messenger RNA, 1166 nt
Organism: Linepithema humile (Argentine ant)
Lineage: Eukaryota; Metazoa; Arthropoda; Insecta; Hymenoptera; Formicidae
Biological process (GO): regulation of transcription by RNA polymerase II
Cellular component (GO): nucleus; transcription regulator complex
Source: RefSeq, a predicted model, not a curated record